Homarus americanus (American lobster) is the source of this 2063-nucleotide messenger RNA. Its product is annotated as sphingomyelin phosphodiesterase-like. Gene Ontology annotation, biological process: sphingomyelin catabolic process; ceramide biosynthetic process. Lineage: Eukaryota; Metazoa; Arthropoda; Malacostraca; Decapoda; Nephropidae. The transcript has 13 exons. Bases 62 to 1882 code for a protein of 606 amino acids. The record is from RefSeq and is a predicted model, not a curated record. Gene Ontology annotation, cellular component: lysosome. Gene Ontology annotation, molecular function: acid sphingomyelin phosphodiesterase activity.
CUCCCGGGCACCACACUAAAAAGACACACACCCCACCGGCCUGAGUUUGACAGUGUGAACCAUGGCUCCGUUGACCACGCUCGUAACCCUCUUGUUCCUCUCUCUUGCGGCUGGCGUGCCACUAGGGGACUCUUACAAAGAAGAGAGUGUGGCUCUGGAGUUCCGUAAUGCCCUUAGCACAGGCCAUGUUGGCCCUACCCUCAAGCAGGUCGCCAAAGAGCUGGAUUUAAGGAGUUGGGUGGUAAAGGAGUCCCACGAGAUGAAGGCAGCCGAUACCAUCAAUUUGUUCUGUCCCGCCUGUAACAUCGGCUUUGGGGAGAUUAUCCACUUGGUCAACAAUGGCACCGAUCCGAAGAACAUUGUCGACAAAUUGAUCAUCCUCUGUGUCGACCUUGGCAUCUCCAACCACAUCUUCUGCGAGAGUUUUCUAUGGGAGGUUCAGUCCCAGUUGUUGUGGGUGAUGGAGCACCGGGAGGGGCUGACAGGGAAGGACAUGUGCGGCAUGAUGUUCGGCGGGCUCGGUUGUCACACCAAAAACCCAGACCGAGUGUGGGAGGUGACACUGCCUGACGUGGAGAAACCUCCUGUUACUGACCCCGUUCUGCCCGAGCCUGGGUCCCCCGUGAUGAAGAUCCUCCACUUGGCCGACACUCACUACGACCCUGACUACCUGCCCGGCAGCAAUGCCGUCUGUGGCGAGAAGUACUUCUGCUGUAGGGCAGAGAGUGGUCCAGUGGUGCACCCGGAGGACGCGGCUGGCAAGUGGGGGGACUACCGCAACUGUGACGCCCCUAAGUGGCUCCUGGAAAAACUCUACGAACACGUCAACAACAAUUACGAGGACCUGGACUUAAUCAUCUGGACUGGGGACUUGACCCCUCAUAUUGUGUGGAACACUUCGAGGGAAGGCAAUCUGAAGGUGAUCAAGGAAGCCGUCCAGAUGAUCCACGACUACUUCCCCGGUGUCCCCGUCUUCCCUACCAUUGGUAAUCAUGAGUCCCACCCCGUCAACGCAUUCCCUCAACCGUACAUUGAUAACGAGUUCGACAUAUCGUGGCUGUAUGACGAGAUCGCAGAGCUGUGGGAGACCUGGCUGCCACCUGAGGUGGCUACCAGCAUCGCAUACUCUGCCUACUAUACUACGCUCAUCAAACCUGGCCUCAGGGUCAUCUCCACCAACACCAACUACUGUUACGACUUAAACUGGUGGCUGGUGUACGAUGAUGUGGACCCAGCGGAUGAGCUUCACUGGCUGGCUCGUGAGCUGCAGAAGGCCGAAGAUGCUGGCGAGUUGGUGUACAUCUUAGGUCACAUUCCACCAGGUCAUGAGGACUGUACUAACACCUGGAGUCACCAAUACAAUAGGAUCAUAUACAGGUAUGAGUCAACCAUUGUUGGGUUGUUCUACGGCCACACCCACAAAGACCACUUCAUGAUGUUCUAUGACCCCAACAAGCCAGAGCGGGCAUACCAUGUAGGUUAUGUUGCACAGAGCCAGACGACCUAUAACGAUCUCAAUCCUGGCUACAGGGUCUACAUCGCCGACGGCGACUAUAAUGGUUCAUCUUACCGAGUGUUGGACACGGAAAACUGGGCGCUGGAUCUGGACGAGGCCAACAAGAACGAUGACCCCAGCUUCUACCUCCUCUACAGUGCUAAGGAAGCCUAUGGGAUAAAUGACCUGUUCCCGGAAUCGUGGGCAAACCUGGUGGAGGAAAUGAAGCAGCCCAACAGCACUGCUUUCAAAGACUUCUUCAAGUUCUACAGCAAGGACGGAAGACCUUACCGUGAGAAAGGAUGUGAUGAAAAGUGCAAGGCAUCACUUAUAUGUCGCCUGAUUGUUUCAGACACAUCAGACAAAUCCCGCUGCGAUGGUCUUUGAGUCAGGAGUCCUUAAGUGACAAAUACGGACAGUAUACUGACCACUGCAUAUAUCGUAGUGAUUCUUGACAUACAGUUCACAGUAAGCAGCAAGCCUACAUAGUGAGCUGAUUUUUGUAAACUAAGUGAAUAUCUGAGUCUUUCAUAUAUUAAAAAAAAUAAUUAUAAAAUUUCCAUAUUCA